AUGACGGAUAUCUUAGAACGGUUAGCAGAGCGACAGGGUCCAAGAUCUGUUAACCAACCCGGGGCUCAGAAUAAAGGAGAUGAUAGAACUUUGGAGAGAUUUUUGAAAUUUGCUCCACCUAAAUUUAUUGAAGGGCCUGACCCCGAGUUAGAGGAAAACUGGCUAGAGAGAAUAACCAAUAUAUUUGCCGUCUUAGACUAUACUAAGGAAAGGCCUUCGCUGCCUUCCAAUUUAAGGGUGCAGCACAAACGGGAGGACGAAUUCGUAAAAUUGAGACGGGGGGCUUCUAGCGUGGCCGAUUAUGAGGGAAGAUUUAUUAAACUUUCUAAGUACGCUCCGAAAUUGGUGGCUAAUGAACGGAGAAGGAUAAGGCGCUUUGUACAAGGACUUAAUGUGGAGAUUCAAGAGGGAUUAGCAGCAACCCAAAUCUCUACAUUCACGGAAGUCCUAGAGAAAGCACAGAGAGUCGAAAAUGCAAGGUUGCAAGUUAGGAACUUUCAUGCCAAGAAAAAGGGCGCUCCUAGUCAUCCUUCUGGACAAAUAAGUAAGAGUGUCACACCUCCUAAAAUGGGAAGAGGAGCGAGCAGAUUGAUGACCACUGGAGCACGAAGAAGGGCCUUAUCAAGAGGAGGCCGCACUGGGCAAGGUCAAGCGAGAGGAAUACACUCUGGUGGUCAAGCAGUGACUCCUCAAGUUAGUUGUGGCUACUGUAGCAAGUCCAUUCAUGUAGAAAAUGAUUGUUGGAGGAAAUCAAAAAAGUGCUUGUACUGUGACAGUGCCGAGCACCAACUCUCAAAUUGUCCAAGUGUGCCGAAAGUAGGAGGUAGUACUCAACAGCCAGAGAAGCCAACCUCUAAGCAGUCUAGUGCUGGAAGGAGUCGACCUAAAGUGCCAGCUAGAAUUUAUGCAUUGGACCAUCAACAGAUUCUUGAUUCCACUGAGAUAGUUGAAGGUAUGAUCCCUAUUUUUCACCGUUAG
Molecule: messenger RNA, 978 nt
Organism: Coffea arabica (coffee)
Lineage: Eukaryota; Viridiplantae; Streptophyta; Magnoliopsida; Gentianales; Rubiaceae
Source: RefSeq, a predicted model, not a curated record